GAAUGAUAACAACCGAAAUUUGGAUUAGCAUGUGUAGUCAGUACCUGUCAGACAAGUGAAGCAGCACGUAGCCGAACACAUUAUUGGUUUGCUGUGAAAGCUAAGAGAAAACACUGCAGCAGGUACAAGCAGCAGCAGCAGCAGCAGCAGCAGCAGAAGCAGAAGCAGAAGUAUGUCGGUCGACAGCGUGUUUAGGACCCGCUCUCUUGGUGUGGCCGCCGAGGGUCUUCCUGAUCAGUAUGCCGACGGCAAAGCAGCGAAAGUCUGGCAGCUGUACAUCGGAGACACGCAGAGUAGGACGCAGGAGUACAAAAGCUGGGUGGUGUCUUUGCUGAAAGAGCAUGGGGUUCGGAGAGUGCUGGAUGUAGCCUGCGGAACAGGAGUUGACUCCAUUAUGUUGGUGGAGGAGGGCUUUAAUAUGGUGAGUGUGGAUGCCAGCGACAAAAUGCUCAAGUACGCGCUGAAGGCGAGAUGGGAGCGUAGAAAAGAAACAGCUUUUGAUCAGUGGGUUAUUGAAGAGGCCAACUGGCUGUCUUUAUCAGAAGACAUUCAGAAACCAGGGGAUGGCUUUGAUGCUGUUAUCUGCCUUGGCAACUCAUUCGCCCAUUUACCAGACUUUAAAGGGGACCAGAGUGACCAGAAGUUGGCCCUUCAGAACAUUGCCAGUAUGGUCAGACCCGGUGGGAUCCUCAUCAUUGACCACCGUAACUAUGACUAUAUCCUGGAGACUGGGAAGGCGCCACAAGGCAAAAACAUCUACUACAAGAGUGAUCUAACUCAGGACAUCUCCACCUCGGUGCUGUGGGUCAACAGUAAGCCUCAUAUGAUCACUCUGGACUACACUAUCCAUGUGCCCCAGGCCGCCCUGCAGAAUCUUCCUGAAGUCAGUAAAUUCCGUUUGUCCUACUACCCUCACUGUCUGGAGAGCUUCAAAGGUUUGCUGAAUGAGGCCUUCAACGGCAAAAUGGAGCACAGCGUCUACGGAGAUUUCCAGACGUACAUCCCUGGCCAGAGCCAGGCUCCCUGCUACUUCAUCCAUGUCUGUAAGAAGAAAGCCUAACAGCCCUAGCAACCAACUCACUACACACACACACACACACACACACACACACACACACACACACACACACACAGCUAGGAAAAUAAUGAAGGUUUUCUUUAAGUCCCAACAUGCACUUACAGUCCUUCAGAUUUAGGCAAAAUCAUAUUUGAAGAUUUCAUCUUAGAGUUUUUAGAAAAAAAAAAUGAAGCAACAGUUUUUUAGUCUUUGGAGACUUUACCUCUUAAGUCAUGAGAACAUAGAGAUUAAUGUCAUCCAUGUGUCCCUAACAGACUGUGACUGCAUCAUUACUGUAUAAACAAUAAGAAAGACUUUUUAGGAGAGUGUAUUGACAGUGCUUUUUAUGGCCUGGAAAGUUGUAUAUCAUACAAUUUGGCUUUAGAGCUGCUACAAGUUUAAAUUUUCUCUAGUAAUUUUAAAAUCAAGUGGCUAAAAUGUCAAAGCAACAGAGCCUCUUCACUUCACCUGGAACAACUGGUUGAUUUUGAUCUCUAUAUGUUCUCAUAGCAUAAACUGACGUGACUAGUAUCAGUCUAAAAUAGGUCAACUAGUUUUAAAGAAUAUAUUCAAAGUUUAUCGGACCACUGUUUUGUCCACAUCUGGUAUUUUCCCUACAUGCUGUGUGCUUCUUUUGUGUUUCCUCGUUUUCUGUUUCCCGCCUUUCAGAACUUUGAUAUCAACAUGGUGCUGUACAUUAGUGAUAUUCCUCAUGCUGGAAUACUUGCUGUUAAGUCGCCAGUAAUGUACUAAGAUAUAUUCUUAGACAGCUGUAUUUUCUAAGUUUACCACAAGGGUCUUAAAAACACAGAUGAAGUAUUUGUGUUUUGUGAAUGAGGUAGUCGUUAUUUUUCAUGUAUUUUCAAACUGGAAAGGAAGAAAAAAAGCUGAUUUCAUUCUGUCCUACUGCCGUCAUGGAAGUUCAGGCAAAUCUUUGACAGGCACAGUGUGACAGCAAUUUGAAUAGUUUAAGUGAAUGGCCUUAUUUUUAUAAGAGUCCCCACAUUAUUCAGUUCAUUUGCACAAUGCAUAAUCACUGACGUCAGUUGAAUAAGACCAGGGUACAGCUAUUGAGGCCUGUGAAUCACAUUAGUGUUAUUUUAACCUGAUUGGGCAGAAUGGGAAGUACUUACCUGUCAGUCAGUCAGAUAAAGAAACUUCAACCCUGAAGUGUCCUUGAGCUCCUCACUAAAUCACUACCAGCACCAGAUCUAAUUGACCUCUGACCUCUCUGAAGCUGGGGAACAAAACAGAGAGAUUUUCCACUAAAACCUGCUCUUGAAAGAGUCUGGUUGUGGCUUUUCGAAACUGAAUAGAAAUUGCAUUCAUUUUGAUCUCUACUUUCUCUUAUUUUGUGGUAAUAUUAAGUGUACUUUGAGCAAAAACAGCCCUUACAUGUUCUGGUAAUGUCCUCCAAUUAACCUGCAACAGGCAGUGAGUUUCUAUUUUAAGUGACAAGAAAAACUAAAGCCCUGUUUCUCCAAAAAUGGGGUUUAGCAAACUGAUCAGAAAUGCAAACAGCUGCAUUACAGUAGUAACAUGGAAUACUCAGAACCCUUGAAAAUGUGUUAUCAACCAAAGAUGUUUAAGAAUUGUUUUUUUGGCACAAACUUGCAAUUGUUUUGUUUCAAAAGAAAGAAAAAAUUAAGUGUAAUUCAGUUGUGCUUCACAGAUGUAUUGUGCAGUGUCUCAAAUAAUUGAAUUUACCAAAAUGAGGGGGGAAGAUGAUGGAAGAAUAAUUUAUUUUGCUGUAUUUUCCAGGUCCAAAUACAUUUUGCUUUGAUACCAAAUUAAAAAUGUGUUUUUUUUUUGUUUUUUUUUUAUUAUUGGAAUGAAUACAGAGUUCCACCACAGAGAAAUCAAAUAUUAUCACUGCCCCUGCUGUUUGCCUAAACAAGGCCACUUGGUGCAUUCAGAUGCUGUGCCAGUGCCUCUUGUAAAACAAAGUGUACGGUACGCGCUCGUUUGUGAUUCAGCUGACAUGAACAGUAGGUUCAGAAUAUGGUGAGGGUGAGAAUGGCUGAAUGUUUGUGUGGGUUUGGAUGUUUAUGUAGAGAUGAAACUAUCUCAGAACAGUCUUAUGUUGACAAUUCUCUUAAUAAGUGUAAAAAUUUUAUAAAGUUUACUGCUUAUGUGAUUAUUGGAAUUCUUUUGCAUGAUAUUAAAAAAUUGAAAUAAGCA
Molecule: messenger RNA, 3238 nt
Organism: Seriola aureovittata
Lineage: Eukaryota; Metazoa; Chordata; Actinopteri; Carangiformes; Carangidae
Gene: gnmt
Product: glycine N-methyltransferase
Exons: 6
Coding region: 173-1060 (295 amino acids)
Biological process (GO): one-carbon metabolic process; S-adenosylmethionine metabolic process; protein homotetramerization
Cellular component (GO): cytosol
Molecular function (GO): identical protein binding; glycine N-methyltransferase activity; S-adenosyl-L-methionine binding
Source: RefSeq, a predicted model, not a curated record